GAGUAGAACCUAUGGAGUGGCGUUUGUAGAUUUUUUUACCGAUUAAUCAGUUACUGGCCCACUUUAGGUCCUUCAUCAUUCUUUGUUUCUCUCUCUCCCCAACCCAAAGGUGAAAAGGUUCUGCAGAUUUGUUCUAUAAAAGUAGUCUCUAUAACAAGGGAUGGAAUUUCACGGUGUCAUCUUCAUGCUCACUUCUGUUAACCCACCUUUCCCAUGCCCAUGGAUCCCUUGAUCCGCAAGCUGCACCGCCGCCUUCCUGCAUGGCUUCACCGAUCUCGCUCUGCCCUGAAUUCAGAUCAAAUAUACUUUAUGAGGCGACUUUCAUACAAGGAUGUUAAACGAGCAACGGAUGGUUUUCACAGAAUUAUCUAUAGCAAUUCUCAAGUUGCUGCAUAUACGGCCAAAUUUGAAGAUGGUAGCGUUUCUUUGGUGAAAGAAAUAAAGGAUUUUGAUCAAGCAGAUGAUAUUUUCUACAGCGAAGUGCAGUACUUGGGCCGCUUGCAUCAUCGACACCUUUUGUCGCUCAAAGGAUUUUCCUUGAAACACAAGAGCAGAUUGCUCAUUUUUGACAGCAUAGAGAAUGGAAGCUUAAAGGAUCAUCUAAAUGAUCCUCUGAAGACACCCUUAAAUUGGAGGACAAGGUUAAAAAUAGCUAUUGAUGUUGUGGCUGCCCUGGAAUACUUGCUUCUCUUCGUUGAACAACCACCAUGUCAUGUCUCCAUCAGCUCUAGCAAUAUCAUGUUAGAUGAUACCUUUACGGCUAAACUAUCUGAUUUUGGCCUUCUUACUUGUGUUGGAAAUCCCGUUAUGAUGCCGAAUUCAAAAGAUGACAUGAGGCAGAAAAGUGGUAACAUAAUAUUCCAAUUGGGAGUUUUCAUACUGGAGCUUGUCACUGGUCAGUCCUCAGAGAUGGAAGGUUCCGAUCUAAUAGAAUGGAUCCAGGAAUCAUGCUUCUACAGUUCCAUUCAUAAUAUGGUAGACCCUGAUCUUGGCGACAAUUACGAUUCAAGGGAGUUAAAAACCCUUCUAGCUGUUGCAAAGUUAUGUAUCAAAUCAAAGGACAAGCCUGUAUUUACGAUCCCCCAGUUACUUCGAUAUCUUCAACAGAAGGUAGAUAUUCCUCGUGACUAAGAUUGGACUUUCCUUUGAAGAUGUUCACGGUUCUCGGGAGUUUGGGAGAAUAAUUCGAACUCCCAUCCCGUGUGUGAAUAUUAACAGUAUAAAUUCGCUUUUCCUGCCUUUUGGAGAAUCGAUUUCGUUGCCUUAUUUGGGACAGAUA
This is a messenger RNA of Neltuma alba, 1279 nucleotides long. Its product is annotated as probable receptor-like protein kinase At1g49730. The record is from RefSeq and is a predicted model, not a curated record. Gene Ontology annotation, biological process: protein phosphorylation. The transcript has 7 exons. Gene Ontology annotation, molecular function: ATP binding; protein tyrosine kinase activity. The coding region runs from base 214 to 1131 and encodes 305 amino acids. Gene Ontology annotation, cellular component: plasma membrane. NCBI's taxonomy places the organism in Eukaryota, Viridiplantae, Streptophyta, Magnoliopsida, Fabales, Fabaceae.